GGAGUCAUUUAGAAUCCGAUUAAUUUUGAAGUCUGCAUACAGUCAAAAGUGACACGUUUGCUUCGUUUGCUUUUUCUCUCGCUUUGUUUCCACAGCCGCCCUGCCUUCCCAUCCCUCGCCCCCUCCCUCCCUCCCUACGGCCCCCGUCGCCCCCUUUUUAGGUCACGAAGAAGCCCCCCUGCACCGCUGGUUUGUGGCAGUGACUACGCGGAGAGAUAUAUUACGGGAAUAUUCUAUUUCGAUUGAUCGAAGGGAGAUUUUGAGUCCAAGCAGAUCGGAUCGUCCUAACCAAUCCACCUGCUACUUCGACUGCUAGAGUUCGGAGCGGGAGGAGGAGGGGAGUGUCACAGCGGCGGCGGCGGCGGCGUCAGCGGAGAUGGUUAAGGAAACCGAUUACUAUGACGUGUUAGGUGUCAGCCCAUCGGCCACAGAGGCCGAGAUCAAGAAGGCCUAUUACACAAAGGCAAGACAGGUGCAUCCUGAUAAGAACCCAAAUGAUCCCCGUGCAGCCCAAAAUUUUCAGGUUUUGGGUGAGGCAUACCAAGUGCUAAGUGAUCCAACACAACGUGAAGCUUAUGAUGCUAAUGGAAAAUCUGGCAUUUCCAGGGAAGCAAUUAUUGACCCUGCAGCGAUCUUUGCAAUGCUUUUUGGGAGUGAAUUAUUUGAGGAUUAUAUUGGCCAACUAGCCAUGGCAUCAAUGGCUUCACUUGAUAAUUUCACUGAAGGGGAACAAGUCGAUGCCAGAAAGUUACAAGAAAAAAUGAGGGUCAUUCAAAAGGAAAGAGAGGAGAAACUUGCAGAGAUACUGAAAGACCGACUCCACCAAUAUGUGCAAGGAAACAAUGAUGAGUUCAUUAGACAUGCUGAAGCUGAGGUCACAAGGCUUUCUAAUGCAGCUUAUGGAGUAGAUAUCCUGAAUACUAUAGGCUACAUCUAUGUAAGACAGGCAGCAAAAGAGCUUGGAAAAAAGGCUAUAUAUUUAGGUGUGCCAUUUAUUGCUGAAUGGUUUAGAAACAAAGGCCAUUUUAUCAAGUCACAAGUAACUGCUGCAACAGGUGCCAUUGCACUAAUGCAGCUACAGGAGGACCUUAAGAAGCAACUUAGUGCAGAGGGCAACUAUACAGAGGAAGAACUUGAAGAAUACAUGCAGAAUCAUAAAAAAGUGAUGAUUGAUUCGUUAUGGAAGCUUAAUGUUGCUGAUAUUGAAGCCACCCUGUCCCGUGUUUGUCAGAUGGUGCUUCAAGAUAACAAUGUUAGGAGAGAGGAACUCCGUGCUCGAGCCAAAGGUUUGAAAGCCCUUGGGAAAAUAUUUCAGAGGGUUAAACUGGGCAAUGGAAGUGAGAGUGAAACAUCAUUUGCUAGUGGGGCACAGAACAAGUUGAGUGGCAAUGAUGAAUGCAAUGAUGGCAGUUCACCUGAUGCAUCACCAAAAUCCCCUGUGGAGCAUCUGUCUUAUGCAAGCCUGGCUGCUACGCAGAGCCCAUACGUGGAGGCUCCUCCGUUUGGGGAUGUUAACUACGACUUCCCCAUGCCUACCGCACCACCUGGCGCUCAGAGGCAUGCUUGAUCAACGGGUGUCUGAAGUAAACCGGAUGAUCCUUACCUUGUGUUUUAGUGUUAGGUGUACCAGGGAAGCAUCUGCUGGGUGUAUUAUGGUUGGUAAGUGUCAACUUUAGGUUUGUGGCAUUUGUUCUUUCAUCAUCAGGUUGCAAAAUAUCAUAUUCUGAAGAUUGGUGUUGGUGGUCAGUUUAUGUGCGCCCCCUUUGUGCCUACUUUGUAUUUGAAGAAUUGGUUCUGCAUCCAUGUCUUUUGUCUUUUGAGCCAGCCCCAGUCGGGCGUUGUACAUCAGAGACAUAUUUCAUGUGUGGCUAGUUUUUAUUUGUGAUAUUGUAGAGAGAAGAUGCUAUGUAUGUAUAUAUAUGCUUUGCUUUGAUCCUAA
This is a messenger RNA of Musa acuminata AAA Group (dessert banana), 1939 nucleotides long. Its product is annotated as chaperone protein dnaJ 10. The record is from RefSeq and is a predicted model, not a curated record. NCBI's taxonomy places the organism in Eukaryota, Viridiplantae, Streptophyta, Magnoliopsida, Zingiberales, Musaceae. Bases 377 to 1567 code for a protein of 396 amino acids. The transcript has 10 exons.